AUGGCAUUGAAACUCAGAACAUCUUCUGACGCUCACUCAGCUGAACUCCCAUCUCCUGCCAACAUGACCUACAGCUGCUGUUCUGGAAACGUCGCCUCCCAGUCCCUUGGGGGCUACCUGCGCUACCCAAGCUCCUCCUGUGGCUCUUCCUCCCCCAGCAACCUGGUCUACCGCACUGACCUCUGCUCUCCCAGCACCUGCCAGCUGGGCUCCAACCUCUACAGCGGCUGUCAAGAGACCUCCUGUGAGCCCACCAGCUGCCAGACGUCCUGCGUGAUGUCCAGCCCCUGCCAGACGUCCUGCUCCCGCCCGAGGACUUCCACGUUCUGCGGUCCCUUCCAGACGACUUAUUCUGGGUCUGUGGGCUGUGGGUCCAGAAGCUGCUAUUCUCUGGGCUGUGGAUCCAGGGGCUUCAAACCCCUGGGUUAUGGAGUCUGUGGUUUCCCUUCCCUGAGCUAUGGAUCCAGUUUCUGCCGCCCAACCUACCUCUCCUCCAGGAGCUGUCAGUCAUCAUGUUACAGGCCAACCUAUAGAUCGGCCUUCUGUAGAUCAACUUAUUGA
Messenger RNA from Lynx canadensis (Canada lynx), 561 nucleotides. RefSeq names its product keratin-associated protein 13-2. The coding region runs from base 1 to 561 and encodes 186 amino acids. The transcript has a single exon. The record is from RefSeq and is a predicted model, not a curated record. NCBI's taxonomy places the organism in Eukaryota, Metazoa, Chordata, Mammalia, Carnivora, Felidae.